Molecule: messenger RNA, 1710 nt
Organism: Nycticebus coucang (slow loris)
Lineage: Eukaryota; Metazoa; Chordata; Mammalia; Primates; Lorisidae
Gene: DYNC2I2
Product: dynein 2 intermediate chain 2
Exons: 9
Coding region: 290-1612 (440 amino acids)
Biological process (GO): intraciliary transport
Cellular component (GO): cytoplasmic dynein complex; ciliary plasm
Molecular function (GO): dynein light chain binding; dynein heavy chain binding
Source: RefSeq, a predicted model, not a curated record
UCCGUGGCAACCCGCGCGCAGCCGGGCCGCAGCGCUGGGCGCGAAAGCUGGUGUUGCGGCGCUGGCGACAGGCGGGGCUACGAGCGUCAAGGGGCCCGGGAGGCCGGGGCUGCUGCAGGAUGAGACCCUGGGCGUGGCAUCCGUACCCUCACAGUGGAGGGGCGUCCAGGGCAUCCGCGGGGAGACGAAAAGUUGCCAGACGGCCAGCAUCGCCACCACCGAAGCGUCCACCCAGGCCCAGAGUCAUGCCGAUGCUCAAGUACAGACGGAGGCCCCUGUGCCUGUCAGCAUGCUGCCUCUGCCCCGUCAUGACACCCCCCGCCUGGCAGCCUUUCUUCGCAGUGUGGAGGCCAUGGUCAUCCGAGAGCUGAACAAGAAUUGGCAGAGCCAUGCAUUUGAUGGCUUCGAGGUGAACUGGGCCGAGCAGCAGCAGACGGUGUCUUGUCUGCACACCCUGUGCUACCCCACAGCCCAAGGGCAAGGUCUGCAUGUAACCAGCGUUUCCUGGAACACCACUGGCUCUGUGGUAGCCUGUGCAUAUGGCCGGCUAGAUGACGGGGACUGGAGCACACUCAAGUCUUUUGUGUGUGGUUGGAACCUGGACCGGCGGGGCCUGAACCCCCAGCAGCCAUCGGUGGUAGUGGAGGUACCCAGUGCUGUCCUGUGCCUGGCCUUUCACCCGACCCAGCCUUCCCACGUCGCGGGAGGACUCUAUAGUGGUGAGGUACUAGUGUGGGAUAUGAGCCGUCCUGAGGACCCGCUGCUCUGGCGCACAGGCCUGACAGAUGACACUCACACAGAUCCUGUGUACCAGGUGGUUUGGAGGCCAGAGCCUCGACAUAGCCACCGCUUCCAGGUGCUGAGCGUGGCCACUGACGGAAAGGUGCUGCUCUGGCAGGCAGUUGGGGCGGGCCGGCUGCAGCUCACCCAGGGCUUUGCCCUGGCUGUUCAGCAGCUGCCGCGGAGCACGAAACUCAAGAAGCCUCCCCGUGGUGAGACUGAGGUGGGUGCUACGGCAGUGGCUUUCUCCGGUUUUGACCCCACCAUUUUUGUUCUGGGCACGGAGGGUGGCUUUCCGCUCAAGUGCUCUCUGGCAGCAGAAGAGAUGGCCCUCACACGGAUGCCCAGCUCUGUACCCCUUCGGGCCCCGGCACAGUUUGCCUUCUCUCCCCAUGGUGGUCCUGUCUACUCUGUGAGCUGUUCCCCCUUCCACAGGAAUCUCUUCCUGAGUGCAGGGACUGAUGGCCAUAUCCACCUGUACUCCAUGCUGCAGGCCCCGCCCCUGAUUUCACUGCAGCUGUCUCACAAGUAUCUGUUUGCUGUGUGUUGGUCCCCGGUGCGCCCCUUGGUUUUUGCAGCUGCUUCUGGGGAAGGUGAUGUGCAGCUAUUUGAUCUCCAGAAAAGCUCCCAGAAACCCACAGUUGUGAUCAAGCAAACUGAAGAUGGAAGCCCUGUCUACUGUCUUGAAUUUAACAGCCAGCAGACUGGGCUUUUGGCUGCUGGUGAUGCCAAGGGCACAGUCAAGGUGUGGCAGUUGAGUACUGAGUUCACUGAACAGGGGCCCCGGGAAACCGAAGACUUGGACCAGCUGGCAGUAGAGGUGGCCACCUGAGCAGGUGACGGGGGUUCCCCCACACAGAGGCCACUGGCAUGAGGUUCUACUGUCCUGAGCUGUUUUCUGAUACAAGCUGAAUAAAGAAAACUUUUAGG